This is a messenger RNA of Drosophila biarmipes, 542 nucleotides long. RefSeq names its product general odorant-binding protein 19a (gene Obp19a). Bases 7 to 447 code for a protein of 146 amino acids. Gene Ontology annotation, cellular component: extracellular region. Gene Ontology annotation, molecular function: dibutyl phthalate binding; odorant binding. Gene Ontology annotation, biological process: sensory perception of smell; olfactory behavior. The record is from RefSeq and is a predicted model, not a curated record. NCBI's taxonomy places the organism in Eukaryota, Metazoa, Arthropoda, Insecta, Diptera, Drosophilidae. The transcript is spliced from 3 exons.
GCGGAAAUGAAGUUCCAUCUGCUGCUGAUCGGUGUCGCCGUAUGUUUGGGUCCGCUGCCCGGAUCGGAGGCAGGGGUGACGGAGGAGCAGAUGUGGUCCGCCGGCAAGCUGAUGCGCGACGUCUGCCUGCCCAAGUUCCCCAAGGUCAGCGCGGAGAUCGCCGACGGCAUUCGCGGCGGGAAUAUACCAAACACCAAGGACAGCAACUGCUACAUCAACUGCAUCCUGGAGAUGAUGCAGGCGAUCAAAAAGGGCAAGUUCCAGCUGGAGGCGACGCUCAAGCAGAUGGACAUCAUCAUGCCGGACAGCUACAAGGACGAGUACCGCAGGGGCAUCAACCAGUGCAAGGACUCGACGGUGGGCCUCAAGAACGCCCCCAACUGCGACCCCGCCCACGCCCUGCUCUCCUGCCUGAAGAACAACAUCAAGGUGUUCGUGUUUCCCUAGAAAUCCCUAUCUGCAUCCGCAUCCGCAAGCGAUAAAUCAGAUCAAAAUGUCCAUUGACCAGAGAACCCCGUCCCCUCCCUCGACCAGAUCAAUAA